Messenger RNA from Strigops habroptila (Kakapo), 2315 nucleotides. RefSeq names its product ribosome production factor 1 homolog (gene RPF1). Bases 137 to 1111 code for a protein of 324 amino acids. Gene Ontology annotation, cellular component: nucleolus; preribosome, large subunit precursor. Gene Ontology annotation, molecular function: rRNA primary transcript binding. Lineage: Eukaryota; Metazoa; Chordata; Aves; Psittaciformes; Psittacidae. Gene Ontology annotation, biological process: maturation of LSU-rRNA; maturation of 5.8S rRNA. The transcript is spliced from 9 exons. The record is from RefSeq and is a predicted model, not a curated record.
CACCAACCGCGCCGCGCCUGCGCGCAUGCGCAGAAGGAUGAGCGUUCUCCCGGCCGGCGGCCCCGGCGCAGGCGCGCGCCGCUGGCGGGCGGGGCAGAGGUCAGGGGUGAGGGGUUAGCUCCUGCCCGGCGGCAGCAUGGCGGGUGAUGGUGGUGGCGCGGCGGCCGAGGAUGGGGGGCCGCCGACCCCGGCGCGGGUUCUCUUCCCGCCGACCUUCAGUGUGUCCGAGAUCAAGAACAAGCAGCGGCGGCACUUCAUGUUCCUUCGCUGGAAGCAGCAGCAGAGGAAGGAGAAACUCGCCGCCAAGAAGAAGCGGAGAAAAGAGCGAGAAGCCCUCGGAGACAAAGCACCUCCAAAAGCCAUACCAAAGACUAUUGAAAAUCAGAGAGUGUAUGAUGAAACAACUGUAGAUCCAAAUGAUGAAGAGGUUGCUUUUGAUGAAGCAACCGAUGAAUUUGCACCAUACUUCAACAGACAGACAGUUCCCAAAAUUCUUAUUACAACAUCAGACAGACCUCGUGGGAGAACAGUGAGAUUCUGUGAACAACUGUCUUCUGUUAUACCUAACUCACAUGUCUACUAUCGAAGAGGACUGGCUUUGAAAAGAAUUAUUCCACAGUGUAUUGCAAGGGACUUCACAGAUUUAAUCGUCAUUAAUGAAGAUCGCAAAAUACCAAAUGGUCUUGUUUUAAGUCAUCUGCCUGAUGGUCCAACGGCGCAUUUUAGAAUGAGUAGUGUCCGGUUGCGUAAAGAAAUAAAGCGAAAAGGGAAGGAGCCCACAGAACACGUACCUGAAGUAAUCCUGAAUAAUUUUACAACACGACUCGGCCAUUCUAUUGGUCGCAUGUUUGCCUCUCUCUUCCCACAUGAUCCUCAGUUCAUUGGAAGACAAGUAGCUACAUUUCACAACCAGCGAGACUACAUCUUUUUCAGAUUCCACAGAUAUAUCUUCAAGAGUGAAAAGAAAGUAGGAAUUCAAGAACUUGGGCCACGUUUUACAUUAAAGCUGAGGUCUCUUCAAAAAGGAACCUUUGAUUCCAAAUUUGGAGAAUAUGAAUGGAUUCAUAAGCGACGAGAAAUGGACACAAGUAGAAGAAAAUUUCACUUAUAGGGGACAGUUAUCUGCCAAUUGCUGGUGGCCAGAAAUACAACAAUUGCUUUGAACUAUGGAUUAUCUCAGACUCCUAAUGAAUGAUGAUGAUACUGAACAGUAUCCGUCUGCGGAUGCAAACAUUUAAACUCUACAGGAGCACAUCAAGUAGGAUGCAUCUUUCUUCCUAUGUUUGUAGCUAAUCCAACAUGGCAAGGACAGUGACUCUUUUCCAGUUUAGCAGGGAAAACUAUGGCAGUGUCGGAGCAGCCUGUAAUCUAGGUAUCACUGAAGAUUUGCCAUGACUGCUGCUGUGCUGUAGAGAUAGAUUACACUUUGUAACAUCAAAGACAGUAAAUAUUUUGGUUAAAGAUAUUCUCAAAAUAAAAUAUUUCUUGUUAUAUAGCUUUUUAUUUUUUUUCUGUUCAGCAGCUAAACCCUGUUGUCUUUCAGAAAAUCGGUUAAGAGAGAAAUAUUUUAAACCUCUUUCUAACUUAAAGUAUGGUGAUAGUUUUCCAAAAAUAGUCUCCUAUCUAGAGAACACUGAGAAGGCUGUAUGCAAUCCAGCAUUGACCAAGGAAGUCUGUGGUAUUUUAUGUCAUGAACAUCUUGCAUAAGACAGCUAUGUUGCUGAAGUUACAAGAACAUGUUUGACUCUUAAAGGUAUCUCUUCUGUACAUUUCCUAUUUAGAAGAGGUGUAUACCCAAAGCAGUUGAAAAGAAAUAAACAACAAUGGGAAAGAAUUCAUAAGGCCAGCUUACAGGAAGUACAUAAAGCAGUCUCAUCUAAAAAUGCUGCUCAGGUGAACAUGUGAGGUCUCUGAGCAGGGUUUUCCCCAUUAAAAUCUUAAAAAUGGUUCUUCAGCCUCAUAGCUAUGUUCAAAUUGGUAUUAUCUAUAGAAUAAACUACUGUUCUGCCUUAAGUUUUGCAUGUUCACUGGCAGCUAAAAAAAUGUUUUCUUUGAAUUGCCUUUUCAUAUGCAGCUAUAGUAAGAGUUUUUUCAUAUUCAUCUAAAGAGUCAGAUGGCUCAUACAGUAAGGCAUCUAUUAGGGUAGAACUACUCUUUAAGAUAAAGAAUAAUUAAGUUACUCUUUGUCUUGAUUUGAUGUCUGUGAUAUGGCACAGGCUGUAUAGUUGAAUUAUAAACAGCCUUUUUUUUUUUUUCUUUUCUGUUAUGCUUCUGAGUAUAGUAUUGAUGAAUACUCAUUGUUCUGUAAGACCCCA